Molecule: messenger RNA, 768 nt
Organism: Acanthosepion pharaonis
Lineage: Eukaryota; Metazoa; Mollusca; Cephalopoda; Sepiida; Sepiidae
Source: the annotation of a GenBank genome assembly
AUGAAGUCCUUCUCAAGCGUAACACGAGUUCGAGGCAGUCAUUUUUUUUGUCCCUUGGUUGCACUGCCUGCGAGUUGCAUCAUAUCCCUUUCUACAACUUUUGCAGAAUCAAAUUUGACAUUCUUCUGCCACUCACGAACUUUUAAAAAGACUACUUACUACUUGCUUGAUAUUUUUUAUACGUCGGUGAAAAUGUUGGAACACAAACCAGCCAAGGUAUUCUGCAUUGUGGGCACCUUAAUUGUGUUCAUUGUCACUGUAGCUUUAAAUGCCCUGUCUAGCCAACCAGACUACAGUUCAGGUAUCUUCACAAAUACAAUAAGUAAUGUGUCGGACCGAUAUUCCACUGGGAUCACCCCCUCCAGCUGGACUUUCUCAAUUUGGAGUGUCAUUUAUUUCUGGAUGGCUCUGUGGAUUGCUUACUGUCAAGUAGCCAUCUUUAUCAAACCUGGCGGUGACUACCUCUACAAAGAUCCUGCAUUCAUGUCUUGUACGUUCUUCUUUCUCUACAUCAUCAACCUGUUCUUGAACAUCAUCUGGAUUGUCCUCUUUGACCGGAUUUAUUUUAUUGUCUGCUUCUUUGUAAUCCUCUUUAUGGUCCUUUCCGCCUAUGCCUGCAUUGGUAUGUGCUCCUACUCUCUGGCUCAAAAUCUAGAUGAACUCACUGUCGAGAAUUUGGGCUAUCACAUCUGGCUGAUCCGUUUCCUAGUACAAAAUGGCAUUGCAGUCUACGCUACUUGGUUAACUGUAGCCACACAUCAAUUUUGA